AGCUCUGUGGAGCGGGAUGGCUGAAAUGGUCUUGGGAAGAAUGGGGAGAUUGUGUCAAGGGCCAGAACUUGACUAGAGAUUUCUUUUGCCAGCCUUCAGGUCUGUCCUUCAACAGUGCUUCUGGAAUGUUCUUUUAUGUUUAUCAGUAUUUGGGUGCUAUGUGUGCGAGUGCGAGUGUGUGUGUGUGGGGGAUGGGGAGUGAGGACAGGAGCAGCAACCACUGCUUACACCCAUGACUCCAGCAGAUUUGCCAAGCAUUCCCCCAGGGAGAGGAUAGAUGGGAUGCAUAAAAGCAAAUGAGUAUUUUAGAAACCAAGGGACAGAGAAGGUAAAGGUCAGAGUGAGGUGCACUAGGGUUAGGGAUAGGGGAGCACAGAGGAAAGGCAGAGUCCUGAUGUGGAUGGAAAGAUCAAUGGAAUGGGACCUGGGAGGGUCUGCAGAGCUGGUGGAUCUGUCUGGAGUGCCCCCUCCCCUCCUGCCACCUGCCAGAUGCAUAGGGAAUGUAUUUGGCAUGGGGUGUAUGAGGCCAGGAGUGGAGAGGCAAGAAUGAAGAUAGAAGGAGAGAUGAACAUAUUUGAGAUGUCUUGAACAUUAAACUGUGUUCUUUAUAAAUUCCAUUUUGGAGAGUUCCAAAGCUUCGUAGGCCCCCUCCCUUCCUUUAACAUCACUUAUGUCUUUGGGCUAAUGUUGUGCUUUUCCAAAUUCAGUAAUAUGAAGGGAUAAAUUCCAAACAAAACCAAUGUGUUCAUCCAUCUAAAAUCUAGGAGAUGUGUAUGAUCAAAAGAUAUAGCAGCUUAUUUCUAGUCUUUGUGGAGCUCAAACUCUAGUUAGGAAACUGAAUUGUUGAACACUAUAAUGAAAGACUGUGUGAUAAAACCUGGGAAAAGGUCUUUGCCUUUUAACCAUUUAUUUUUAUCAUCUUCGAUAAUUUUUCCUCCUAUCUGACUGAGAUACCUACUUAAGUGGUGGAAGAAACGGUCUCACACUUUUUAAGCUGAGAAAAAUGCAACGUUAGGGGCAUGACUCAGAAAUCAAUGACCCUGGUCUAAAUCCUGGCUUUGUACCUCCUGGCUGUGAAACCCUGGGCAAGUCACUUAGCCUAAGACUCAGUCUCUACUUCCAUACCAUGGGACUAGGAAUAUAAUCUUUGGGCUUUGUGCAUCAGUGCAGCACCUAGCCCAUGAGAUGCUCUCAAUAAAUGUGAGUUCUAAUAAUUAUUUUAAUUGUGAUUUUUGUAAAGAGACAUUAAAGAAAUAUAUGUGUUUAUUAUUCUCCCUUAUCACCCCAAGUUCCAUCCCAUUUCAGUUUUUAUCAAUCAGUGGACUGAUAAAAGGGCUAUUGCAGACCAUCCUCUCCUCUACAUGCUUUUAUGUUCUCUCUCCUUUUCUCUCUCUAGACAUAUGCUGCUCUGUUAUCGCCAUAAUUACUCAUUCCUGGCAUCCCUCUUUUGUCCCUUACUCAUCUUUCCUUGGUUCAAAACAGAAACAAGAAACCAGAGUCUUUCAGUUGGAAGGAAGGGGCACUUUUUUUCCAUGGCUCAGGACACACUCCUGGGUCAAGUCAAUAGGAAAACUCUCUGUGUGGACCUAUGCCCAAGGACUCUGACCAGGGCUGCAGAUGAGCAUGGCAAGCGUCCGCUGCAAGCUGGCUCGUUACCUGGAGGAUCUGGAAGAUGUAGACUUUAAGAAAUUCAAGAUGCACUUAGAAGACUAUCCUAGUCAGAAGGGCUGCACGUCACUUCCUCGGGGUCAGACAGAGAAAGCAGAUCACGUGGAUCUAGCCACUCUGAUGAUUGAUUUCAAUGGAGAGGAGAAAGCAUGGGCCAUGGCCAAGUGGAUUUUUGCUGCAAUCAACAGGAGAGACCUUUACGAGAAAGCUAAGAGGGAUGAGCCAGAAUGGGACAAUGCAAAUGUUUCUGUGAUGAGCCAGGAGGAAAGCCUUGAAGAGGAGUGGAUGGGUUUACUGGGGUACCUUUCCAGAAUCUCUAUUUGUAAAAAAAAAAAGAAAGAUUACUGUAAGAAGUACAGAAAAUAUGUGAAAAGUAGAUUCCAGUGUAUCAAAGACAGGAAUGCCCGUCUGGGUGAGAGCGUGAACCUCAACAAACGCUUCACCAGGCUGCGUCUCAUCAAGGAACACCAGAGCCAGCAGGAGAGAGAGCACGAGCUCCUGGCCAUUGGUAGGACCUCAGCCAAGAUGCGGGAUGGCCCCGUGAGUUCCAUGAACUUGGAAUUGCUUUUUGAUCCUGAGGACCCACACUCUGAGCCUGUGCACACGGUGGUAUUCCAGGGAGCAGCGGGCAUUGGGAAAACAAUACUGGCCAGGAAGAUCAUGUUGGACUGGGCGUCAGAGGAACUUUACCAGGACAAAUUUGACUAUUUGUUUUACAUUCACUGUCGGGAGGUGAGCCUUGGGAUGCAGAGGAGCCUGGGGGACCUGAUCGCCAGCUGCUGCCCUGGUCCAAACCCACCCAUAGGCAAGAUUGUGAGCAAGCCUUCCAGGAUCCUCUUCCUUAUGGAUGGUUUUGAUGAGCUUCAAGGUGCCUUUGAUGAGCACACAGAAACACUCUGCACGAACUGGCAGAAGGUGGAGCGGGGAGACAUUCUCCUGAGCAGCCUCAUCAGAAAAAGUCUGCUUCCCGAGGCCUCUCUGAUCAUCACCACAAGACCUGUGGCCCUAGAGAAACUUCAGCACUUGCUGGGCCGGGCUCGUCAUGUGGAGAUCCUGGGUUUCUCAGAGGUCAAAAAGAAGGAAUAUUUCUUUAAGUAUUUCUCGGAUGAGCAGCAAGCAAGGGAAGCCUUCAGGCUGAUUCAGGAGAAUGAGAUCCUCUUCACCAUGUGCUUUAUUCCCCUGGUCUGCUGGAUUGUGUGCACUGGGCUGAAACAGCAGAUGGACAGUGGCAAGAGUCUUGCUCGGACAUCCAAGACCACCACUGCAGUGUAUAUAUUCUUCCUCUCCAGUUUGUUGCAAUCCCAAGGAGGGAGCCAGGGCCACCACAACUCUGCCACCCUCUGGGGUCUCUGUUCAUUGGCUGCAGAUGGAAUCUGGAACCAGAAAAUCCUGUUUGAGGAGUGUGAUCUCAGGAAUCAUGGCCUGCAGAAGGCAGAUGUGUCUGCUUUCUUGAGGAUGAACCUAUUCCAAAAGGAAGUGGACUGUGAGAAAUUCUACAGCUUCAUCCACAUGACUUUCCAGGAGUUCUUUGCUGCCAUGUACUAUCUGCUGGAAGAGGAGAAUCAGGGGGAGAUGAGGAACAUGCAGCGGAGUAGUUUGAAGCUUCCCAACCGAGAUGUGAGGGUCCUUCUCGAAAACUAUGGCAAGUUUGAAAAAGGGUAUCUGAUUUUUGUUGUCCGUUUUCUCUUUGGCCUUAUAAACCAGGAGAGAACCUCCUACUUGGAGAAAAAACUGAGUUGCAAGAUCUCUCAGAAAAUCAGACUGGAGUUGCUAAAAUGGAUUGAAACAAAAGCCAAAGGCAAGAUGCUACAGAUUGAGCCCAGCCAGCUGGAAUUGUUCUAUUGUUUGUAUGAGAUGCAGGAGGAGGACUUUGUGCAAAGGGCCAUGGUCUAUUUCCCCAAAAUUGAGAUCAAGCUCUCCACCAGAAUGGACCAUGUGGUUUCUUCUUUUUGUAUUGAGAACUGUCGCCACAUGGAAUCACUUUCCCUGAGAUUGCUCCGUAACUCAUCCAAGGAGGAGGAGGAGGAAGAGGAGGAGGAGGAAGAGGAGGAAGUUCAACACUCUGAUGUGAACCACUGUGUCCUCUCUGAUCCUCAUGUUGCAUAUCCUCAGCGAUUGGUGAACUAUCUCACUUCCAGCAUUUGCAGGGGCAUCUUCUCAGUCCUGAGCGAUAACUGGAACCUCACUGAAUUGAACCUCAGUGGCAAUACCCUGGGAGACCCAGGGGUGAAGGUAUUAUGUGAAACACUCCAGCAACCUGGAUGUAACAUUCGCAGAUUGUGGUUGGGGCAGUGUUGCCUUUCCCAUCAGUGCUGCUUCAACAUCUCCUCGGUCUUGAGCAACAAUCAGAAGCUGGUGGAACUGGAUCUGAGCCACAAUGCCCUAGGAGACUUUGGAAUCAGACUUUUGUGUGUGGGACUGAGACAUCUAUUUUGCAAUCUGAAGAAGCUCUGGUUGGUCAGUUGCUGUCUCACAUCGGUGUGUUGUGAUGAUCUCGCAUCUGUCCUGAGCACCAACCAUUCCCUGACCAGACUCUACUUGGGGGAAAAUGCUCUGGGAGACUCAGGAGUUGGAAUUUUAUGUGAAAAAGCAAAGAAUCCACAAUGUAACCUGCAGAAACUGGGAUUAGACAACUGCAGCCUCACCUCACACUGCUGCUGGGGUCUUUCCACACUUCUGACUUCUAACCAGAGCCUGCGAAAGUUGAGCCUAGGCAACAAUGACCUGGGUGAUCUGGGGGUCAUGCUACUCUGUGAAGUGCUGAAACAGCAGGGCUGCCUCCUGAAAAGCCUGAAGUUGUGUGGAAUGUAUUUCAAUUAUGAUACAAAACGUGCAUUAGAAACACUUCAAGAAGAAAAGCCUGAGUUGACCAUUGUCUUUGAGCCUGCUCGGUAGUGGUGGAAGCAGGGCUGCCAGACGCCAAGUUUCUUUGCCUUCCCUGCCAUCUAGGUGUGGAUAAGUGGUAGUGAGUACUCCUCCAUCAGGGUUAAGACCACCACUCUGUGAUUCUUCUGGUCCAGUGAGGAAGAGUGGAAGCUUGCUGAUGGUGCCUUUGCCUAGAGAAUGUGAGCAUCUCCUUUACGUCUGGGUUGAAGACACCAGGGCAAUAAAAUCAUCAAACUACGCAUUUCUCACCAUAGUGCCUCAGUCAGAGGAUUUGUUUCUCUUGGUGACCUCAUGUAACUAACUCAUUCAAUAAAGCACUUUUUCUUUUUCUCUUUUUGCUCUAGCUCUCCUUUCCCUCAUAUCUUCCCCCUCCCUCUUUUUUUGUUUACUUUUGACUGUAUCAUUCCUCCUGCCAUCUUUCUCUUAACUGACCAUAACAGAAUGAGUUAACUGUAUAUUAUGUUGCAAUUUUGUGGCAGCAACUUAUUUAUUUUUAAUCUUUGAACAGUUAUAUUUUCUAAUAAAAUAAUUCAUUUUAUUGUAUUUUAGCUGGUUUAAAAUUUGGAAAAUAG
Messenger RNA from Mesoplodon densirostris (Blainville's beaked whale), 5126 nucleotides. RefSeq names its product NLR family pyrin domain containing 3 (gene NLRP3). The transcript is spliced from 10 exons. Gene Ontology annotation, biological process: inflammatory response; negative regulation of non-canonical NF-kappaB signal transduction; negative regulation of acute inflammatory response. The coding region runs from base 1618 to 4563 and encodes 981 amino acids. Gene Ontology annotation, molecular function: sequence-specific DNA binding; DNA-binding transcription factor binding. NCBI's taxonomy places the organism in Eukaryota, Metazoa, Chordata, Mammalia, Artiodactyla, Ziphiidae. The record is from RefSeq and is a predicted model, not a curated record. Gene Ontology annotation, cellular component: NLRP3 inflammasome complex; cytoplasm.